GCGCAUUCCCGUGACCCUGCCCGGAGAGGAUGAGCGGGCCGGAGCAUCCCUUGCCCCCCUCCCCGCCCAAGCACGCAGCGGCAGCGGCAGGACAGGGCAGGGAGGCGCGCGGAACCCCCCUCGCGCCCUUGCCGCCUUUUCCGGGGAGCGCGUGGCGGCGGCGGCGGCGGCGACCCUUUUUACCUUAGCUCCGCGGGCGCCUGGCGAGGGGCUGGGAGGGGCCGAGGCGUGGCAAGGCAGCAGCGCGCCCGGCCCCCCUCUCUCCGCGCGCCCCGCCGGGUGGAGCCGCCUUCCCUCGCCUCAGUCGGGGAAAGAUCUUCGCCUGCGAGAUGGGCGCCGGCAUCCUGGCCCUGGCCCUCUUGACGCUCUGGCGCCACGCCGAGGCGGGCUGCGCGGAAGAGGCGCGCUGCUGCCCGGGCCGGGACCCGAGCUGUGCCAGCAGCGGCUGGCGCGUCGACCGAGCCUACGGGACGUGCUUCUGCGACGAGGCGUGCAAGCUGACGGGCGACUGCUGCUAUGACUACGCCCAGGCGUGCCCAGGUACUUGCCGCGGAGGGAGAGACUGGAGGGCGGCGGGUUUCUUUUUUUGCCGCCUGAGAACAGGUGUCCGAAGGGUUAACCGUGAGCGGCUUUUGCCGGCGGAGGUGGAGUCCACUCUGCACAUGCUCAGAGAGCCGCCGCUGGCUUUACACGGACCCUCUUGAAAACUAGGGCUAAGUCUUGCCGUUGGCUGGAGAAAUUCUAUAAAAACUAUUAUCUUUUAUAUAUGGUUUUAGCUGUUAGUAUUUUAUCUGUGUUGUUUUAAUUUGCGUAAGUCGUCUUGUGUCGCAGGGUGGGGGGAAAGCGGGAUAUAAAUAAAAAUAAAAAUAAUGUUAAUAAUUGUUUCAGCUUAAACCCCAAAUAAUGAGACGCUGAACAGCCACCUGCUCAGUUGCCAAAACUCCACCCAGGACUUGACUUCCCUUUCCAGCCCUGGCAUUGGCCACUUUUUGCUCUUGAUCCCAAGGAAAUGCAGGCUUCAUAAGCAAAGGCUUUAAACAAGGAGGGGAAAGCACGAAUUUCCUUGUUUUUUAUUUUACAUGGGAAAUCCAAUUGAGGAACCAAAAAAUGCAAGGAAGUGACUCAGGGAGACUUCAUUGGGUAUUUGUUUGUGAAGUAGAUUCCUGCUUGAGAUGGGGAUAUUAAAUUCCUUUGCAAAUCUAAUGUAUUGAGAGCAUGAGUGGUGCAACAAACAAUGUUGGAAUAGAGUUAUACAAAAUAUCAUGUAUGGAGGCUUCUUUUUCUUUAAAUGUGUCAUUGCCAUGGAGUAAAGUAGAAGUGUUUGAUUUGAUAUACAAUGCUUUGUUGGGGUAAAGGUAAAAAAGGUAAAUGUAAAGGACCCCUGACAGUGAAGUCCAGUCACAGACGACAAGGUAGGAGGCCUUAAUGAAAUCAAAUAGUCAUAGCUACGAAUCAUGGUUUAAAAUGUUUUUUUUAAAAAAUCUUCUAAACCAUUAACUAGGAGCACCAGCACUAUACACAAAAGGUAAGGACUGAGGGAGGGAGCAAGUCACCCUGUAAUUCAAGCAAUGCUGGUAUAGAUUUAUCAAUGAAUGCAAGAAUCCUGCCAGACAUAUACAAACCUUUCAGUAUAGCAGCUGGAGUCAGGACCUGAAAGCCAAAGGACCAAGCCCUCCUAGUGAGAAGACCCUCCCCUUGGAAAUUGUGUUUUUUUUAAAAAAAAAGGUUGCAUAAGGAUUUAUUCCUUUUUAAUUCUUUUUACACAGCUAACUCAGAAGGAGCAGGUGCAGGGAGACGUCUGUCAAAUGUGAACCUUAAAGGCCUGCAAACCAAAAGACAAUUAAAAAUAACUUUUUUUUAUUUCAGACAAUAUUCACGACUUCCCUCUUGCAGUGUGCAAGUGUUGCUUAUUUGCUUGAUAGCUUUUGGAGCUGUCUGCUCUGCAGGCAUCUUGGACUGGUGCGCUAGGUUUGUUUCUGCUCUGUUUGGUGCAUUGUGGAAUGGAUUAUACGGAUUAAUCUGUGAAGCAGGGAGAGAGAUUGCAGUGGAAAGGAUCCGGCCUCAGAGUGGGGAGUUGAAUUGGAUGAUCACCUGGCCUCUUUAAGUCCAUUUGCUCAGACUUGUACCUCAGGCUGAUCGUGGUACUAUAGUUCAUAAGGCAAACUGGACCUCAGUUUUGCCUCAUGAUGCUAACAAUUGUUUUAAUACUCGAUUGGAAGCCGUCCAGAGUGGCUGGGGAAACUCAGCCAGAUGGGCGGGGUAUAAAUAUUAUUAUUAUUAGGUAGUUGCAGAGGGAAAUUAGUGGGAGGAUGCUUAGCUUUCAUCAAUUCUACCUUGCAUAGUGCUCCUCCAGCCCCUUUUAAAUGUUUCCUUUCCAUCCAAUUCUCAGGAUGGAAAUAAGCAUUGAUAGUGGAGAAUGCCCUGGCCAGGAAGCAGCCGUGGAGGAGGAACAGCAGACAGAGGAAGUUUUAAAUAUCCCGUUCAGCCCAUCACCCCUCUUCUACAAAUGCCUCCAUAUGCCACGCAUUAUAAUUACCUGCCGUUGAACAUUUUAGGGUAUCUUGUGUUUGUUUCAUCAUCAUAGCAGUGGUUGGCAAGUGGUGGUCCAAUCUACUAUCUGACCUACUGAGCACUGAUUGUUGCUUCUCUUUUUCCCCCUCCUCUCCUGCCUAGUCAUUGCUUGAAGUGCAUGAAAGUCAGGGGCAGGUGGGUGGGUGGGGUGCAUGCCACAAAGCCACUGACGUAGGUGGAGCAGCAUGGAAGCAAGGUUGGGGGAGUGUACAGUCAGAAACUCUGGAUUAGCUCUGCUGGUGAGCCUGUGCAGUCCCUACCUCAGGCCACUGCCCUACCUCACCCUGUACGUGUGCAGAGGAGGGCAACCAAGAUGACCAAGGGCCUGAAAACCAAGCUUCAUGGGCCACCGGUAGAUUUAAUCCUGCCCCUGUGGUAGUUUAUUUAUUGGGGUAAAGGGUAAAAUUAUAAAAAAGCACUUCAAUCCCCCCCAAAGGACAACAACUUCAAUCUCAAAAAAUGCUCAACAACUUUGGUCUGUCCUCACGCAUGUUCACUGCAUCAAAUCUGGCCCUCUUUGAAAAGUUUGGACACCCCUGCUUUAUGAGGAACAGUUGAAGGAGCUGAGUAUGUUUCAGGAAAACAUUCUGACAGUAAGAGCUGUUUGACAGUGGAACGGACUCCUGAGGAACACUGUGGACUCUCCAGCACAUUCUCUGUGAUUCUGAUUUUCAUUCGAAUCCUCUGGCACAUCCAUGUAAGAAAGGAAUGCAAUGGCCAGUGGCAUUUUUUCCCCUUUACGAUCAAGUGUUAUAUAAAUUUUAUUAAAUAAACAAAAAAUAAUUAUUGUCUUUGAAAUGAGGAAAAAUGGUGAAAUCUCACUUGAGCAUGACUUUUAGUUCUUCCAUCUUGAUUCUUGGAGGGUAAAGAUUGCCAGUACAAAACUGUUUCUUAGUGACUUCCACUCCCAUCAAGCUGGGAGGCCAAAGGAACGAAAAGAUCCAUUUGGGUGGUCCGAAAGGCUACUGGUAUGCUAUACUCAAGCAUUUGACCUUCUAAACUGAAAUUUAGAUAGGAAAAUGUGGUAUCCGUCAUUGUUAUUUCCUGAGGAUUGUUAGUUAUUGGGGGGGGGGAUGUUAUUUUUGGAAUGAGAGAAGGGGUAGCCUUCCAAGUAGGAGGUGGGGCCUUGAGGGACAUGCAAGCUGGGUUCAAAGAAAAUAAGAGAUGGCUUGGAAAGCAACUUCCAUUUCUGUUUAUCCCGGAUUUCAAUCAUAGCAAAGUGUGUAACACAUUUUUCACACAUUGGUACCAUAUUCCUAUGAGGUACUGUAAUUUUGUAGCUGCUAAAUUGAACUAAUCCAGGCUUCCUCAACUUCAACCCUCCAGAUGUUUUUGGCCUACAACUCCCAUGAUCCCUAGCUAGCAGGACUAGUGUUCAGGGAUGAUGGGAAUUGUAGUCUCAAAACACUGGAGGGCUGAGGUUGAGGAAGCCUGAACUAAUCCCUUAGCAACAUAUAUUUAAAUAUAUAUCCUGCCCUUCCUCCCAACAGAGGCCAGGGUGGCACAUAAGUGAAAUAAGAGUGCCAAGACCCAAGCUAGUCUGGGAAUCUAGUUCAAGCAUGCUUCUCUCUUUGGAAGGUGAAAAAAGGAAGAGAAAAGUGUUAAAACUUUCAUCGGAUUACAUUCAGGAGGGAAAGUUCAUGUGAGGGGAUUGAAAAUAAAUAGCAUCAAAAGGCUCCCUUCACUAGGCUGCUGAAUGUGUGGCUGGCAGGCAACAUGGCUGGUGCUCCCAUCAAGGACAGGGUUAUACAGUGCAUGCCCCUUGUGCAUUCUUCCAUUGUGUGGGGGAUUCAGCUGAGAACCCUGUGUGGUGGCUUCCAAAAACAAUACUACUCCCCUAGCUGCUGUAUCAAAUUUUGACAAUAGAAAAUAUGAAGAGGUAAUAAGUAACAAAUGGGAACAAUUCAUGAAAGUGAGCUUAUUUCUAGUGCUGUUGAUUGGUCAUAAGGAGAGUUUUCCGUAGGGAUCAGUGGGACUUUAAAGAUUUGGCUGAAUCAUACUUGAAGGGAGAGAAAGAAUAGAAACAAGGGGUGAAUGUGAGGAAAUGCAUUUAUCUAAUUAUACUUUAUUACAAAAACCUAGGGUUAUGCAAGGCACAAAAGUUUUGAAAAUGGCACCCAGUGUUGACUUCAUAGUGUUUAGUCAGAAUUACCCAUGUGGCCUGUGUUUUCCUGCCACAGGCAGCCUAUGAUCUAGAGUGUGUGGGCAUAACAACAAGCCCCGCCCCCCAUCCCAAGUCCACUCACUAAGUAUUUCUCACUAAGUAUUACAGGGAAAAGGAUAAUAAUUUGAUGUAUGGCUUCAUAACUUCCUCAGGUAUUAUUAUUGAUGAUAAUCUUAAAUAUCUUUGUAGCUCUUCCAUGCAUCGUUGGGGAGUGGAGUCACUGGAGUGGCUGCGCAGCACAGUGUAAGCCUAACUUCCGUAUGCGUACACGGAUCAUACAGCAGGAACCCAAAAAUGGUGGGGAGCCCUGUCCUCCAUUAGAAGAGAGAGCUGGAUGCCUGGAAUAUACUACCUACGAGGGGCAGGAUUGUGGAGAUGAGCACGGUACACAUAACAUACUAUUUUGCUCUGAAUCUUCCAUUAUGCUACUCACAUCCAUAAACAUUUAAUUGCUUUUUAAGAAUUCAUUUAUUAUGACUGGCUGCAGUAAAAACACUGGGUACUAUUUAUUCAAAAAAAUGCAUAAUAUUUUUCCAUAGGGUUAACUAUUAAUUGAUAAGUAGCAUAUUGCAUGAAGCAAAAAAAAACUGCCUUACUGUCUUUCCAUUGCAAUUUCAUUAAAAUGGCUUCCUUCAAUAUAUUGUGCUUAAUUUUUGCAAACUGAGAGCACUCAUAUUUCCUCCUGCUUGCCAGAUCUUCCCCCUCCUCCUCCUUCCUAACAUUAGCCAUGAUUUCAACUACUGUAAUAUGUGCUUGAAGCCAAAACCAUGUUCUUAUAAUCAGAGUUUUCAAAGGCACUACAGUUAAGAGUCUCUGUGAAGUCUGUGUAAACCAUAGUUUGUGUCAGUGCAUGUAUAAUACACAACUACAGUCAGUGGUGGGAAAAGGGUGGAAUUGCUUCAGAGCCUGGAACAGGAAUGGAACAUGUUCAGUAGGCUGACUCCCAUCUUGCAAACUGUGAUUUAUAGAGAGCAAGUGUCAUAUCUCCAGUAGGUCAGAGUUGUGCCAGCAGUUGGUUUUGCAGCAGGCCCAAGACUUUACAGGAUACAUGUGAAUGGUCUGGUUCUGUACCUGCCACAUUUUGUGGUAUGUAAAUAGCUUUGCAUUCGGCUUCCUCACUGCACCUGGAGAUGUUUGUUACAUAGCAGCAGCACCAGUGAUAAUUCUGCAGAAAUGCAAUUCUUAUGUUCAAGUCCCAGUAAACUGAAUUGUCUUUUUUAUGUAAGUGCUUGUGUAGCUUUUUUCUUUUACUAAAUUUCUUGUAUUUCUCCUAGAAAGCAGUCAAGUUUGUUUAUUUUGAGACAAGGUUUUAACUGUUAACAUACCUCAAACAUAUUUAACUUGGGGUAGAAGGGAUUGCAUAGUAGCAAAUAAAGAGCAGCCAGCAGGGUAAAAAGGUAAUUUACAUGAAAAUAUUCAUUGGAAUGUGAGGAAAACCUAUAAUCUACUCAACUGCGAAUGUUUGCCCAUUCAACCUCUUGUUGAGAACCAUAUUUCAAAAUGACAGAGAUAUUUGCAGGACUUUGGAAGUAUUGACCUUCACAAUUUAUAGGCCUAUAACCAAUAACACAGUAGUCCCUCAUGAAAAUACCCUGUCCUACUAGAAUGACCUUGUCUGCCAGUUUAAUUAUUUGAUUACCAUCUUAUGAUAGAGAACUCUGUUUUCUGCAUCACUUCAGCUAAACAGUAAUGUCAGUGUCUUUCAUCCUUCUUGAAGAAGCUUGUUUUGUAUUGAUAAACCUUUCUCUUCCUAGUUCCUGCUUUUAUAACUACUUCUGAAUACAGCAAAGAGAGAAAAAAGAGAGCUGCAAAUCCAAGGUGGUCUUCAGAAACAGAGAAUUCUAGGUAAUUAAGGCUGCAAUUCCAUACUUGCAAGCCCCAUUGAACUCUACAGUACUUACUCUAUACUCUAUACUCAGUAUAGAGACACACAGGCUUGAGCUGUAGGCCAAUCUUGAAAUAUGUGCCUAGGUCAUUCAGUUCACAGGAAAGAAAAUAUUGAACAUUCAUGUAGAAUAAUUCAACCAGGCCUGUUCCAGAGUUAAUCUGAAAGGGAUUGGUGGAAGCUGACAUCCCCAUCUCUUCUCUACACAAGCUCCUAAAAAUGCUCUGCCAAUCACCCUCUGCCAAGGGUACCUUGAGGAAUAGGAUAAGCUAUAAUGUAAGGGUUCUGAAGGGGGCACUGCAAAAAUUAGUUGGGGCACCUUCCAUAUUCAAAACUCCACUGGCAGAAGGCCUCUCUGCAAAGUUUUCAGGAAUGCCUCUUUCUUCUCAGUCCCCUGUGCCACAGCCUACUUCAUAUUGUAGGGCCUGCUGUGAGGCGACUAUUUGAUUGUAAGCACAGCUCAAUAGUAUUCUGUUCCUAUAAUUUGUCUAUGAGGAAUGCAGAACACUCAUGUUGCCUAGCUGCUAGGGAGCCCACAGUGAUUGUGAAGAUCCUUCUGUGAUGUCUUUUUUUUUUUUUUUUGCAACAUGUAUUUCAUGGAUAACUCACUCCCUGCUACAACUUCACCUAUAAAUGGGGCUUUAUUUCAACUAACCUGCCUUAUUUAAGAUUUUUUUUUUAUCUGUUCUGUAACCCACUCCCAGUGGUAGCAAUAUUAAGUUAAUUACUCAGAUAUUUUCCCAAUUCUAUCUGCAUUGUCUCAAAAUACAGGAUCAUUCUCAAGAUCCUGUAAUUUAAAACACCCAACAUCAGCAUAGCUAACCUUGUGGAACCAUUGUAUUAAAAUAAAGUUUAAAAAUAUUGUCUGCCCAGGUCAGUUUGCUGGCUGUGAACAUAACAUGGCUGUAGCUGAUAGACAGUAAUGUUUAUGUUCAGCUAUCAUCAGUUCAUACAGACACAGUGGACAACAUAUUUUGGCUUACCUUUUACUGCAGUUGCAGGUAAUAGUUAUGCUAUAGUCUAUUAAAUGUAUAAUGCAACGCAUUAACCAAAAUUUCUUCUCUUAAGGAGCUAUUGUGUGGAAUUUAAAACAGAAACAUUGUCUCCUCGUUGCUCUAUGGAGAAUCGCCCAUAUGCUCAAUGGAUGCAGUACAUCAGAGAAGGAUUUACGGUGUGUGUAACCUGCCAGCCUCCUGCAAUGCACACUAGCAGUCAUCGCUGUUUUGGAGAUGGUGGUGAUGCAGAUGGGUAAGCAAUUGAAUCUCAUUUCUGAAGUCCUACCAUCAGCACAACAAAGAUUUUAACUUAUACGUUAUAUUGAACAGUUUUUAAAGAGUAGAUUGCUGACACAGAGAACAUUUUAAAGUAACUUGUACUGCUUCAGAUCACUACUGUAUGGGCACUCCUCUGUACAGUAUUAGUAAGGUACACAAGUGCAAGACCAAGAACAUUUCUCUAUUUUGUUCAUGUGAACGCAGAAUAGGAACUUUCCUAUUCCUAUUGAACUGGGUCAUUUUGAUCCCCACCCUCAUUCAAAAGUGAGAUCUUUUAAUGUAUAGGGGUCUCAGUUUAGGCUAAAGCAGCAAUUGCUUGAUAUCCAGGCUUCAAACACCAUUUCCUGCAUUUAAAUUACUGUUUAAAAAUACAAAGUUUGAGUUCCAACAGAAAACAUAAUAGUUUUGAGACUUCAUUCGAUAGUUGGCUCACAAGGAGACCCUCCCCAGAGCCUGAAGAGGAUGUCCUCUUUAAUAAUGUCUUUUUUUCCAAUUGCCCCCUUUCCUUCUUCCCCUCUUAACUGUCAAAACUAAUAGAUGACAUCCCUCCUUUUCUCCAAGUGGUUGUUCAGCUGUCUUAAAAAUCUUCUCUUUUACUUCACAUCCCUUUCUAACAAAAGUGGGGUUAAAUUAGUCAUGCAAAGUAGCUAAAGGCACAUUUCUUUUUCCAUACAAAAAACAGGGAUGCAAAUUGUACUCCAAUGAGUUGCAAUACAGGUGGGGCCUAGACCCUGCAGGCUCAGUAAGCAGAGUCCUUAAGUCAAUUAUUUUCUUGGUCCUACUGUAGUGAGUGCUACCACCUUGCUGCUUUUAACUUCUGCCUCCAUGAAUGCAUCAAAAGACCUUGGCAGCCAUGUUAUAGAAAAUAUAGGCUAAUUCACACAGAACUCAGCUUACACCUACCAUAGCAGAAUCAAUGCAUAACUUUCUUCAUUGAUGGACAGUUAUUAUGAAUAGCUCCUAUCAGUUCAACAAGUAAACUGAUACAGUAAAGUCAAAGUUGCUAUUAAACACAGAUGGCUUACCUGUAGCCCUCCAGGUGUUGCUUGACUGUGACUCCCAUAAUACGUAACCAUUGACCAUGCUGGCUUGGGCUGAUGGUUGUUGGGAGUUCAACAUCUGCAGAACCCCUGCUAUAAAAUCAGUGUACUUAAGAAAGAAGGUUACUGCAAUAUGAUGACACAGUAAAUGCAAGUUGCUUUUGUAUAGACACUGAAAAUGUUGCAUUGCUAUGGACUCAAAGGGCCAGGUUAUUUAAAAUACUUUCUUACAUAUAUACUUACCUGAUCCCCAAGAUCACUGGAGACCCUGUUACAACUUCUUUGGCCAAAUAAAGUGAGGUGGCUGGUUGCUAGGGAAAGUCUCUUAUCUGUGGUGAAACUAUAUUGACAGAAGGUGAAGAUUAAAAAAAUGUUUCUAAUCUGGGCUUUUCAAUUUUAUGUUUUAUUGCAUAUCUGCCAUAAAAAGCAGUAUUAAAGUUUGAUGUGUUGAUUUAUACAUUAUGUUUAUUUUUUUGUGAACCAACCCGAGAGCAUAUGCUGUUAGCUGCCAUACAAAAAAGUAAUAAAAUUCAUUUUGCAGAUGCUACAAAUUAUUGAACAGUGAAGUAGCUCUUUACAGCAUGCUCAGUAAGUUUAAACAGGAAGUUAAAAUGCCAUGUAUUUAUAUCCACUCCCCAUGGGAUGAUGUUUAUGCAUAUGUUCUCUUUUUAGGAAUAAAGUUCUUCACUGGCAAGCGGUUGGCAAUCCCUCCUGCCAUGGAACAUGGAAAAAAGUUCAGCAGCUGGAAGAAUGUUCAUGCCCUCUUGUACAUAGUUUUAUUUUUACGUAACAGUUUGAACACAUAACCUUUAAUAUUUUACUGAACUGAGGAAACUCUUCUACUGUUGGACUUCUGUAACCCUAUUAGACAUUGCUUUUUAACAAGUGACAAGUCAACAUUUUGAAAUCACAGUCUUUUGCUGCACUGAAUAAAAACUAAGCUAAUUAUUGUAAGUUAUGAUAGGCAUCUUGUGUCUGCAGAUGAUGAUCAUUGUGGAAGCCCCACUGAAAAUGAGGCAAUCCAGAAUCACUUGCCCCUAUCCAUUUUAAUAGCAGGCUAGUGAUUCCCAGUUUGUUUUAUCCAGUACAAAAGACAAUAAUCACCAUUCAAAAGGAAGUUCCUGGGAUAGAUACUGGAAUUCCAGGCAUAUUCAACAUCAGACAAAUAUUAUAGGUUCCUUAGAAGGUGCACACACAAAAGAAAUGGUUGGAGACUGCCUGCUUCACAUGAACGCCUGAAUAGGGAAGCUGUUUGAUGCAGCUUCACAGUACAGCUAAUCUUUAUAGAUAAGUAGCUCCUCACAUGAGACAACUACUAAUGUGUGGCUCCUCAUCAUGUGAAUGCUUCUGACCAUCUGGGGUUUUCUGUUUUAAUUGCUUGUAGCAACUUUUAUGCAACUGUGCAGAAGAUAGGUUUGAAUUUCUUAUCAAGCUCUCAAGGGUAAAAGAUAAAUUAUCAUAAUGAUUCAAUGCAAAUCAUUUUAUUUGCCUGAUAACCAGAUACACUACCUUUUCAAAAACCAGCUUAAGCAACAAGACUAUUUAAUAAAAUACACUAGAAUUUUUUGUGUUAAACAUACUUACACCAAAAUGGUUUUCACUGGUCUGCUGUAAACUACAUAAAGGAAUCACCUGACAAGAUCAGAAAUGCAGUAUAGGGAAGAGUGGAGUAAAAUGAAAAUAUUUGGGAUGACAGCUUAAACCAUGUUUAGUCUGACCAAAGUCCUCCAUCUGUCUUUCAACAUUACAUUAGUCCGAUGAUUGAAGUCAUAAUGUAGAAGAAUUUUAGUCCACUUUCCUACUCCAAACUCCUGUACACCCUUUUUCAAUUUCUCGUCUUCUUCCCAACUCCAUCGCUUUAAAAAACAAAACAAAACAAAACAUUGUGAUACUCAAAUAUGCACAACACACUUCAAAAUAUUUUCCUCUACUGUUGAGCUAACAAGCUGUGAAGGAAACCUUCAGUUCUUACCAUUAUGAUUUUUUAGGACUGAAGGAGUUAAAUCUUCUGCAUACUUGUAGCCUACAGAAGUGUAGCAUUUCAGGAAUUGUUCCCACUAGGGACAAGGUCAAUAAAUCCAAUGUUUUUAUGGAAGAAAAACUGGAUUUAAAUAAGGGACUUGUUUUGAUGGAAAGCUAGUCUAGAAACUAUUUUAGCAAGCUUCAAAUCUAGGGUUUUUUUUUUUUAAUAAAAUGACUAUCAGCCUAAUGACCAUCUCUAGCGUGACUGAUUUUUCUUCAUCAUAUUUUUAGAAGGCAGAAACUCCUUUGAGAUAAAAAUGUAUAUCUUCCAACCAAUCAAGCAGGGCACAACAUUCACUUGCCAACUGAAAGUGACUUUCUGAAUUCUAUUUUUAGCUGCAAAAUUGUAAAAAUAUAUAGACCCAUGUAUGCAAGCUAACUAAAAAAUAGUGCAAUGAUUAACAGAAGACACUGUUACAACAUUCACUUUGCCUAUGGGAGAAUUGAACAAUGGCAACAUUGAACAGAGUAACCACUCAGAGAGUUGUAAAAAGUCAACAGCCUUUUGAACAUUCACAGUGUUCUUUCAUGUAAAAUCUUCUAUAAACAUCCGUCACUAUUGAAAUGGGUAGGUUCAGCUUGUUUGAAAUACUCAAAAGAGCUGCUUUGAGCUCUGAGAUUAUUUCAAUAACAAAGAUUGUGAAGAAAAGCAAUGUAUCUACUUAUUUUAGGGAGAACCUGAAAUUGUCCACACUGAACACAGUAUUUUAAGUCUGGGAUUGCUGGCUUCCCAAGCUUGCUAGGCCAAGACCCUCUCCUGCCAAGCUGUGAUGUCACUUGUCAACUCUGGAAAGGAGUUUCUGCGCAAGUAGGGGCACCUUCAUCUUCAUGGAGGGCACAACAAUCAAUGGGUAGCUGAGAUGGCUACAUUCCAAUCUCAAAGGCAGUAUCUAAAUAGCAAUUUCUGGGAAUCACAAGAUUGGAGAGUGAUGUUGUGGGCUUCUCAUAGGCAUAGAUUGGCCACUGUGACAGCAUGAAACUGGAUUCAAUGGGCCCUUCUAAGGACAUGGUCUGCAUUUUAUAACCCUUCCCCAAUUCAUACCUGUCUCUUAAAACUUGUUGACAGAGAUAAAGUAUCUUCUUGACCAUUUUCAGGAUCAUGCAGCUCCCUCUUGUCUAGUUCAGGUAAAAAACAAAAUAAAUAUUUUGAAUCUUUCAACUACAAUGUAUUAUUAACGGCCUAAUACUCAGAAAUUUUCUUAAUACAAAUUUAUUGCAAAACAGUGGAAGAUAAUUUAAAUAGCAGUUAAUUCUGUGGGUACAGCUUUGUUGCUUCUAUAAGAUAGUAUGUACAACUACAUCAACUAAUAAGAGAUAAGAACUAGGGUGACAAGAAAGCUUGCCAAUAAUUUAGUUGUGUGGAGAGCCAUAUAUGCACGGUUUACUUGCAAUUUAGCAAUAGCCCAGGGCAACCCAAAGUGACUUGCAACCAACUAACCAGACAGAUAACACACAC
Molecule: messenger RNA, 12412 nt
Organism: Podarcis lilfordi (Lilford's wall lizard)
Lineage: Eukaryota; Metazoa; Chordata; Lepidosauria; Squamata; Lacertidae
Source: the annotation of a GenBank genome assembly